GAUGGCACAAGCUACAGGAAGUGCAGCUGUUACACUGAUCCCAGCAGGUGACAUGGAGAGGUGACGUGUCAUCAGAGUGAUCAGCCAAUAGCAGGGCAGCGCAGAGAUGACGGAGUGCUUCCUGCCACCCACUAGCAGCCCUGUGGAGCAGAGGAGGGCGGAGCAUCCUGGGGGUGUAGCUCGAACCCCGAGCUCCGAAGAGAUCAGCCCCACCAAGUUCCCGGGUCUGUAUCGUACGGGUGACCCCUCGCCUCCACACGACGGACACCACCAUGAGCCACCCGAUGCUGUGUCCGAUGACGAGAAGGAACACAAUAAGAAGAAGAAUAAAUUUAAGAAGAAGGAGAAACGAACCGAGGGAUACGCUGCGUUCCAGGAGGACAGUUCUGCCGAUGAGGCUGAGAGCCCGUCCAAGAUGAAGCGUUCCAAGGGCAUUCACGUUUUCAAGAAGCCCAGUUUCUCCAAGAAGAAAGAGAAGGAAUUCAAAGUGAAGGAGAAGGGGCCUAAAGAGGAGAAGGCCAAGGACAAGGACAAGAAGUCUAAAGACCUGACUGCAGCAGAUGUAGUCAAACAGUGGAAAGAGAAGAAAAAGAAGAAAAAGCCCUGCUCUGAGCCUGAACCUGUCAUCAUGGAGGCCGCAGUGAUGUUGCGGCCAAUUUUCGGGGCUCCUUUAGCAGAAGCAGUGAGGAGAACAGCACUGUAUGAUGGGAUUCAGCUCCCAGCCAUCUUCAGAGAGUGUGUGGACUACAUCGAGAGCUACGGCAUGAAAUGUGAAGGCAUUUAUCGUGUCUCUGGUAUGAAGUCUAAAGUGGACGAGCUGAAAGCAGCAUACGAUCGCGAGGAGUGUCCGUGUUUGGAGGAGUACGAUCCUCACACGGUGGCCAGCCUGCUGAAACAGUACCUGCGAGAGUUACCCGAUAACCUGCUGGGUAAAGAUCUAGCCCUGCGCUUCGAGGAGGCCUGCGGGCGGCCCAGUGAGGCGGAGAAACUGCAGGAGUUCCACAGGCUUCUGGGGGAGGUGCCCUCGGGGAGCAGACUCCUCCUGGCCUGGCUUAUCACCCACAUGGACCAUGUCAUCGCCCGUGAGGCCGACACCAAGAUGAACAUCCAGAACAUCUCCAUUGUGCUCAAUCCUACUGUACAGAUUGGGAAUCGAGUGCUGUACGUGUUUUUCACUCACGUCCAUGAGCUCUUCGGUGAUGUGGUUCUUAAGCCGGUGGUUCAUCCUCUGCGCUGGUCCAAUAUGGCCGCCAUGCCCACUCUACCUGAGACCCAGGAGAGCAUUAAAGAGGAGAUUCGCAGACAGGAGUUCCUUUUGAAUCGUCUGCACAGAGAUCUGCAGGCAGGUGUGAAGGAUCUGUCUAAGGAGGAGAGACUCUGGGAGGUGCAGCGAAUCGUUACUGCGCUUAAACGCAAACUCCGUGAGGCCAAGAGACAGGAGUGUGAGACUAAAAUCGCACAGGAGAUCGCCAGUCUUUCUAAAGAGGACGUGUCAAAGGAGGAGAUGUCUGAGAAUGAGGAGGAAGUCAUUAAUCUGCUCCUGGCACAGGAGAAUGAGAUUCUAACAGAGCAGGAGGAGUUGAUCUCUCUGGAGCAGGUGCUGCGACGGCAGAUCGCCACAGAGAAAGAGGAGAUUGAGCGACUGCGUGCGGAGAUUGCAGAUAUACAGAGCCGUCAGCAGGGUCGCAGUGAGACGGAGGAAUAUUCAUCAGACAGUGAGAGUGAGAGUGAAGAUGAGGAAGAGCUUCAGAUGAUUCUAGAAGACCUACAAAAACAGAAUGAAGAACUCGAGAAUAAAAACACUCAUCUGAAUCAGGCCAUUCAUGAGGAACAGGAGGCCAUUUUGGAACUGCGUGUUCAGCUCCGCCUCCUCCAGAGUCACAAGGUGCAGCAGGAGAACACGGCUCCACCCACAGUUGAACAGGCUCCGCCCUCCCAGCCUAGCCCAGAGGAACGAUCUCGAGCGGACGAGCCAAUCAAACACGCCACAGCAGCCGUCAUAGAUUCCACUGUUACAGCCGCAGCUGCUUCUACCAAUGGGAAGCCUGGAAAAGACGCUAUGAAACCAUCGCCUAACAAAGACAAGCGAGAGAGCAACCUGUAAACAGUUAGACCAUCAAUAUACCGCUUAAAGGAAUAGUUCACCCAAAAAUGAAGAUUCUCUAAUUUACCCAGAUGCCAUCCCAGAUGUGUAUGACUGUUUCUCUUCAGCAGAACACAAAUGAAGGUUUUUAGAAGAUAGAGCUCUGUCAGGUCUUUAUAAUGGAAGUACACGGGUGCCAGCACUUUGACGGUCCAAAAGUCACAUUUAGGCAGCAUAAAAGUAAUCCAUACAACUCCAGUCGAUCGAUGAAUGUCUUCUGAAGGGAAUUGAUACUUUUAUGUUUGAAACAAGUCGAUAAUUAAAAAGUUUUUAACUUUAAAUUGCUGCUUCCGUCCAGGUGUCUGAUGCUGUUUGAAAUGGCCGAACUCUCGCGUGACGUUCAUUCUGCUGUUGUAAAUAAGUGCCGCUUCCGUAUUCUCGCGUGAACUCGCCGACACGCUUACGUCAUGCUUCGGGUCAGCUGCUGGCAGGAAGCGCUUUUUAAAAGUUAAUAACGUUUUAAUUAUCAGUUAAUUAUUUACACAAACGUAUCGAUUUGCUUCAGAAGACAUUCAUUGAUCAACUGGAGUCACGUGGAUUACUUUUAUGCUGCCUAAAUGUGACUUUUGGACCGUCAAAGUGCUGGCACCUGUGUACUUCCAUUAUAAGGACCUGACAGAGCUCUAUCUUCUUUUAAAAAGUCUUCUGAAGAAACACAGUCAUACACAUCUGGGAUGGCAUCAGGGUAAGUAAAUAAUGAGAGAUUUUCAUUUUUGGGUGAACUAUUCCUUUAACUACUUCACCUGUAUUUAGGUUUGCUCAUCGCUGUGACAUCUCGGGUUAAGGGUCAGACUAAAGGUUAUGUUUAGAGUUUACCACCAUUUCUCAAGGUGAAGCGAAAUGAGUUUAUUACACUGGGAAAAAACUGGAUAGCAAAGAAUUGAACAUGUGAGGGAGGAAUUGUGAAAUGUAAAGGUCAGUAGGUAAAACAGGAGGAGAAUAUGGAAAACAUUUCAGUUCGGUCAUUAUUGCGAUAUUGCGAUUUAUAAUUCAAUUUAUUUAAUUGAAAAACAUAUGGAUAGUUCACCCAAAAAUAAAAAUUCUCUCAUCAUUUACUUAUUUUCAUGCCGUCCCAGAUGUGUAUGACUUUCUUUCUUCUGAAGAACACAAAGAUUUUUAGAAGAAUAUCUCAGCUCUGUAGGUCCAUACAAUGCAAGUGAAUGGUGGCCAGAACUUUGAAGCUCCAAAAAGCACAUAAAGGCAGCAUAAAGUAAUCCAUAAGACUCCAGUGGUUAAAUCCAUGUCUUCAGAAGUGAUAUGAUAGGUGUGGGUGAGAAACAGGUCAAUAUUUAAGUCGUUUUUCACUAUAAAUUCUUCUCCCUGCACAAUAGGUGGUGAUAUGCACGAAGAAUGUAAACCUACAAAAAAAUGGUUACUUUCAUGCUGCCUUUAUGUGCUUUUUAGAGCAUCAAAGUUCUGGCCACCAUCCACUUGCAUUGUAUGGACCUACAGAGCUGAAAUAUUCUUCUAAAAAUCUUUGUUUGUGUUCUGCAGAAGAAAGAAAGUCAUACACAUCUGGGAUGUCAUGAGGGUGAGCAAAUGAUGAGAAAAUUCUCAUUUUUGGGUGAACUAUCCCUUGAAGCUGUAUGUGAAGUUUAAUCUGAAAUCAAUUGCAGCACAAUCAGAUCUUUGUGAGUGCUCAAUUAAUUAAAUCUUGCCCUUUGGCACAAGUCUAAUCUGGCAAAGAGGGUAAUUCUCUUCUUCCCUUUUUUUUUUUUUUUUUUCACAAAUAGUUAAAAGUAUUAGUGUUUUAUUGUUGUUGUUGUUGUUGUUGUUAAAAGCUCUUGAGCUUACGAAAGAAUCUCACAAAACCUGUCACGAACAUUUUCAGGACAUAUUUCACCCCAAAUUCAAAUGUAAAAAGAAAUUGUAUUUUACUUAAAGAAAAUUAAACCUGUUGUGCAUUGUGAUUAUUUACAUGACAACUAAGCACCUCCUUAUUUAUCAUUACUGUAUUACUGUCUUCAAUCAAUACUUAUUAAAAUAAAAGAAAAUAUUGUAUUCCAGUCAUCUUUUUUAUAAUACAGUAAAAAAAAACUGAAUGUUGAUCAAAUGAAAAUCACCACAAAGAAUAAUAGAAAUUACAAAGAAAAAAAAUUUAUAUAUUAAAAUGUCUCAACGCAUUACGGUAAUGAAAGUGCAUUUGCUUAAUUAUCAUAGAAAUGAUGUCUUUCAUGCAAAAAAAUAAAAUAAAACAUAUUGUCCUAAAAAAUAGCCAUAAUUUCAUUGAAGCAAUAUAUAUAUAUUUUUUUUUUUUUUUUAUUUGGGGGUGAAAUGUUACCUGGAAUUGCUCUUGAUAGGAUCUGUGAGAUUCCCCCAAACAUAUAAGCAAGGCAAAGCAUUUCAUUAAUGAUAUACUGAAGAAAAAGUAUUUAAAAGAUGGCAUAACACAUUACAUUUAAUUGUUUUCAAACCAGAGUGACCGCUUCAAUGGCCACUGUAUGAACAUCCAUUUAUUUUUGUUACAGUGCUGAGAAGUCUUAAACUUUUUAGUUUGAUUUGUCAGUAAAUCGCGAAAGCGACAUUCACUGUAAAAAUCACAAUCAUUUCAGAAAGGUGGCCUAGCAUGCAGAUGUAUCUUAUUGUUAUUAAUAACAAAUGCUUCACUUUUUUAAAUCCCAAAUAAGAAUAUACAUGAGAAGUAACCUAAAAGUCUCUUGCUAAGCUUCAGAAACAUGGUGAUUAGAAAUCGAAGGUUGCGUCCAGUUCUCCUGGUGGAUUUGCCGUCAUUGGUCCAGAUCUAAAUUCGAGAUCAAACCGGACGCAGUCCUGCCGAUGAAGCUGUGUGUGUUAUGAAACCACUGUGCCAUACGUAACUGUGUGCAACUGCACAGAAGAAUUACUUUGAAGAUGCGCCAAUACAUCUAGGAUAGAAUUUUUACCUAAAGAUAUAAGGAAUUGGUUUUGAACAUGUAUUAGAAAUUUCACUAUUUAAUAGUCACUAUAUACGUGUGUGUGUGUGUGUGUGUGUGUAUAUAUAUAUAUAUAUACACACACACACACACAUCUAUACUGUAACUGCACUAAAUAUGUGCAUAUAUGCACUUAUAGAGCAAGAGAUAGUUGAUUGCCAUUUGUUGUGGAAUUGGUAACAUUUUUGUUAGUUUCCAUACAUUCACGUCAUAUACUUGUUUUUUUUUUUUUUUAAAGUUUAGUAGAUUUUGUGAGACACAAGAAUGUGUUUUUGGUUAAUGAUGAAGUUUGUCGGGUGUUUUGGGUAGGUUUAAAAAAUGUGGGUAAUGUGCUAACCCGGAUGAAUCUCACAAAGAUGUGUUUGAGUCAUAUUUCACCACAAAAUGUAUUUAUUUUUUUGCUAUUUUUAUUUAAAAACAAGCCCAUUUUCCCUCAAAUUCUCAAAUGUAAUGCAAAAAAAUUUAUUCUCUUUCUUCAAUGCAGAAUUGUUUUUUUUUUUUAUUGCUGUAAUACAGUAAUUAAAAUCAUACCUGUCCUGAUUUAUUAUUAAAAAUAAUCACAGUUUUUGCAUAACAGUAAAGUGAAUGAGAUGUGUUGCACAUUACAUUAGGCUACUGAAAAUGUGCCUAAUUUUUAAAUAAAAAUGUCACAUUUCAAAACAUCUUUAGAAAAUUAAAUAAUAAGGCUCUCUUUUGAUUUUGGGGUGAAAUAUGACCUGGACAUUUCUUAGAUUUGUUUUGUGACAUUUGCCCAACCGUAUGAUGUUAUAGAUGUUAUAGCACACAUAUUGAUGUUUUUAGUGAUGGUAAACUUGUACUAGAUUGUUACCAAUUCAUCCCUUUUUUAAUACUGGUAUUUUAUCAUUUUCACUUUAUUUUUGUGAUUGUUUGUGCUUGUUGAAUGCUAGUGUAUUACUGGAACAUUGUGCAUUAUUGUUCUAUUUCAGAUCUAACACCUUUUCACCUUCAUUUAGCUUUUUAUGUGUUUUCCCCCAAUCUGUCUUGUCAAGCAAGUGAUUCAGAAAUACUGUAUUACUCAAAUCAAAUCUUGAUCGUCAUCUCUAUCAUAUGUAAAAAGUUCUUCUUUUUCUUAAAGCCUCUGCUAGAACGUAUCUCAAAGGGAUAGGAAGUUGCUCAAAUACUUUUGGAAAUUAUAAUUUUUCAUAUUAUAGACAAAGCCUUUUGUAGCUCAUGGUAAUUGCGAGCUGAAUGCUGCAGUCUAAAAUAAAACAAGUCUGGACAGUUACUCUAAGUUUUGAAAUUUUCUUCACUGGAGUGCAAAUUACUUUGGAUCAGCCUGUUGCUCGUGUGGUGAUGAAGGCCACAGUGAUGAUGGAAGACCUCAGAUGCUUCAGUGGCUUUUGUGAUUCGUGCUGUCACCACAGUUGUU
Myxocyprinus asiaticus (Chinese sucker) is the source of this 6445-nucleotide messenger RNA. Its product is annotated as ralA-binding protein 1-like. The transcript is spliced from 10 exons. Gene Ontology annotation, molecular function: GTPase activator activity; small GTPase binding. The record is from RefSeq and is a predicted model, not a curated record. Lineage: Eukaryota; Metazoa; Chordata; Actinopteri; Cypriniformes; Catostomidae. Gene Ontology annotation, cellular component: membrane. Bases 107 to 2104 code for a protein of 665 amino acids. Gene Ontology annotation, biological process: positive regulation of GTPase activity; small GTPase-mediated signal transduction; endocytosis.